This is a messenger RNA of Medioppia subpectinata, 2794 nucleotides long. The record is from the annotation of a GenBank genome assembly. Lineage: Eukaryota; Metazoa; Arthropoda; Arachnida; Sarcoptiformes; Oppiidae.
AUGUCUAAUAGUCUGAAGAGAUCGUCGUAUGAGAGGAUGGAAGACAUGGGAAGUCCGGCCAAACGGUCGUCCAAUUGGUCUGAAAGUGUGGAGCCGUCGGAUUCGGACGCUUCCAAUCGGAUGCGAGUGUUUGUGAGGGUUCGGCCGCUCAAUGACAACGACAACACCAACGCCUCCAAGAAGUCGAUUGAUGUGAUCGACUCUCAACUGCUUGUCUUCGAUCCCAUAGAGUUGGACGACAAUCAGACCACUGAUGAUCAGUACGUAUAUCACGGGAAGCGGUACCGAGAGAUCGGUCGGCGACCCAAUAAGAACCUGCAGUUUGUGUUCGACCGCGUGUUCGGCGAAGACAUGGAAAACAUUCAGAUCUACGAACAGUCGACCAAAAAGUUUGUCCAAUCGCUGCUCAAUGGCUACAACUGCGCGGUCUUCGCAUACGGAGCCACCGGUUCGGGAAAGACUCACACAAUGCUCGGCUCUCAAGACGAUCCCGGAGUCAUAUUCUUCACAACAAUGGAUUUGUUCCGUCAGAUCGAAGAGAAGAGUGAAGAGGAGAAGUUAGAGCUCAGUAUCUCUUACUUCGAGAUCUAUAACGAAGUGGUCUUUGAUUUACUCGACCCGACGUCCGGCAAAGCGCUGGCCGUUCGUGAGGACAGUCGCCGCGGAGUUGUGGUCAACAAUCUGUCGGUACAUCAGCCCAAAGACGCGAACCAUUUGCUCGAAAUGUUAGAAUACGGGAAUCGGAACCGAACGCAACACCCGACCGAUGCCAACGCCGAGUCGUCUCGUUCUCACGCAGUCUUCCAGAUAUCACUGAAAAAACAAGACUAUUCAUCGACUCAAGAGCUGUCGAUUCAGAUCUCGAAGAUGUCAUUAAUCGAUUUGGCCGGCAGUGAACGCGCGACCACUGCUUAUAAGACCAAUCGAUCCAAAGGUCUGCAAAGAGAGGGCGGAAACAUCAAUAAAUCAUUGCUAGCGUUAGGCAAUUGUAUCACUGCUUUGGCCUCUGAUUCCAAGAAGAAGUGCUCUUACAUUCCAUACCGCGGAUCAAAGCUGACACUCCUAUUGCGUGACUCUUUGGGUGGCAAUUGUCAGACAGCGAUGAUUGCGACCGUAAGUCAAUCCAACGUUCACUUGGAAGAGACGCACAACACACUGGUCUACGCCGACAGAGCGAAGGGAAUCCAACUAAACCUUAAGAAGAAUAACUUCUCUGUCGGUCUUCAGCCCCGCAAUUAUAACGGUUUGAUGGAAUCACAGAAUCGCAAGAUUACUGAAUUGAAUGAACAAUUGGCACAACUUAGACAAGAGAACCAAAGGCUGAGAUCUAAGAUGGAUACGGUUCCCAAGAAUGCUAUCGUUGCCAAAAGUGAUUCCAAUGCACUCUUGAAUGUCGUCAAGAAUUCUUUGGAUUUGCUGUUUGAGGAACGAAUCGAUUUGAGACAACGACUCAUGGAAUGCGAGUCUAAUCUUAAGAAAAUUGAUUUGAGACUUCUUUUCCGGAAGUAUGACAUCGAGAGACACAAACUGAUGGCUUCCGAAGAAUACGAUAUGAAUGCUAUCACUAAAGCUGAUCCCUUGCAGUCGCUUUAUAAUCAAAAACUUCAUUAUUCCGAUCAAAAGAGUACUCUUGAGCUGAAAGUAGAGGAAAAUGAGAAUAAAAUAAAGCGAAUUGAAAGUGAACUGAAAGAACAGACGGGAGAAGAGGAUUGGCUUAUUAACAGAUAUUUCAUCGACGAAAACAUGAAAACCGAAUUCAAUGACAAAUCGUUUGCCGAAAAGCAUUCAACAGAAAUGGCGAAAGAGAUUCUCAGCCGUUUGGAUACCAACGAAGAACUGAUGACUGAAUCAGUGAAACUUAACAGACAUUCCUAUCACUGUCUCAAUGGUAUGGGAAGACUGAGCGAAGAGUUAGGAAACGCUUUUACUUCUCUUUUACGCAAAGUUGAGGGCAAGAAGUCUGUCAUUUGGAAGGACGACAUCUCGUCUCCCGUUAUUUCAAAGCGUAAAGAAGUUGAGAAUCUGUUUGUUUUGCCCACAUAUUCAGCCAUUCCUAAGACACCGCAAGCAAACACAUCGCGAGCAUUGGUGUCCGUCCACGACAUCACUCCUUAUUACACGACAAACAGAACCCCAGAAAAGAGCACUCCUUUAAUGCCAAGAAAUACCAAUUCAUCGCUAUCUUUGACUUCGAGCGCAAAUAAGUCAACGAAAGUGGCGAUCGUUUCGGCCAAUAAACGAGUCGAAUGUGACACCGAUUACGAAAACAGUCCUCUGAACGACACGUUCACUAUUGGGAACAAAGGCGUCACUCCAUCGCCGAAUCGUAAGCCUAUCCUAAGUCGGGAUACAAAGAGAGGGAAGAGUCCAAUGACUCACUACAGAGGAAGCGCUCACAAGAGUUAUAACAACAAUCCGUACAGAGAAGGCAAUAGCAGUCGUUCACCGGCCGCUUAUAAGAGCCGCUCUCCCUAUCAGUACACCAAUAAUCGGUAUCAAAACGACUGGAAUCGCGACUCAGAUUAUAAUUCGUAUCGAAAUAAUGGAUACAAUAGUAAUAAUCAACAAUCGAGUCGACAAUACGGGCGCUCGAAUGCACCCAAAUCUCAACACUACCGCCCCUUUAGAUUUUAAAUCACUUCUUGGUUCUGGAAUUUCUUUUAAAUAUUCAUUUUAUCUUUUUUUAUAUCUAUUUUAAUCCAAAUAUAUAUUCUUAUAUAUAAACUCAAUUUUAAGCAUUAUUUUUAAUGUAAUUUUUUAAUUAUCGGACUCGCAUUGAAUCGCAGCUUUCGAG